Magnolia sinica is the source of this 2189-nucleotide messenger RNA. Its product is annotated as NEDD8-activating enzyme E1 regulatory subunit AXR1-like. Gene Ontology annotation, cellular component: cytoplasm. Gene Ontology annotation, molecular function: NEDD8 activating enzyme activity. The coding region runs from base 126 to 1697 and encodes 523 amino acids. Lineage: Eukaryota; Viridiplantae; Streptophyta; Magnoliopsida; Magnoliales; Magnoliaceae. The transcript has 15 exons. Gene Ontology annotation, biological process: protein neddylation. The record is from RefSeq and is a predicted model, not a curated record.
UCCUCAAAAUACCUAAAUACCCUUUCCUUUUCUACUCUACUCUCUCUCUCUCUCUCUCUCUCUCUCUGCGUUCCAAGGAAGCAACCCAAGCACAGGACUUCUCCUUCUCUCUUGAAACCCUAAGAAUGGCUGAGAACAAGAACAAAUACGACCGUCAGCUCAGGAUAUGGGGAGAACAAGGACAGUCAGCACUCGAGAAAGCUAGCAUUUGCUUGCUGAACUGCGGUCCUACUGGUUCUGAAACACUGAAGAAUCUUGUCCUUGGUGGGAUUGGAAGUAUCACAGUUGUUGAUGGAUCUAAAGUUGAAGAGGGCGACCUCGGUAACAAUUUUAUGGUGGAUGGGCGAAGCAUUGGACAGUCGAAGGCAAAAUGUGUUUGUGCAUUUCUGCAAGAGCUAAAUGAUGCAGUGAAAGCGAAGUUUGUGGAGGAAUAUCCAGAGGCACUAAUCGAGACAAAUCCUUCUUUUUUCAAUCAGUUUACAUUAAUAAUAGCAACACAGCUGCAGGAAAAUUCAAUGCUAAAGCUGGAUAGGAUCUGUAGGCAAGCAAAUAUCAUGUUGAUAGUUGCACGCUCAUAUGGCCUCACUGGGUUUGUGCGUAUCAGUUUGAAGGAACAUGAUGUGAUUGAGUCUAAGCCUGACCAUUUUCUCGAUGAUCUUCGGCUGCACAAUCCGUGGCCUGAGCUCAAGCAGUUUGCAGAAACCAUUGACUUAAAUGUGACAGAUCCUGUUGUCCAUAAGCACACACCAUAUGUUGUCAUUCUUGUGAAGAUUGCCGAGGAAUGGGCCAACACGCAUAAUGGCUGCCUUCCGUUGACUAGGGAAGAGAAAAGAGAGUUCAAGGAACUUUUGAAAUCUAAGAUGCUUUCUUUAGAUGAAGAUAACUAUAAAGAAGCUAUUGAAGCCUCAUUUAAAGUUUCUACUCCUCGAGGAAUUAGCUCAAAUCUUCAGCAAAUAAUUAAUGAUAGUCGGGCCGAAGUUGAUUCUGCUUCUCCAGACUUUUGGGUGCUAGUGGCUGCUUUGAAGGAAUUUAUCAAGAACGAAGGUGAUGGAGAGGCCCCUCUUGAGGGAUCUAUACCGGAUAUGACAUCUUUGACUGAAUAUUACAUAAGUUUGCAAAAGAUCUAUCAGGCUAAAGCUGAGGCUGAUUUUCUUUCAAUUGAGCAGCGGGUUCGAACCAUAUUGAAGAAAAUUGGCCGAGAUCCUCCUUCCAUUUCAAAGGCAACCAUAAAGAGCUUCUGUAGAAACGCUAGAAAGCUCACUGUAUGCAGAUACCGUUUGAUUGAGGAUGAGUUCAAUUCUCCUAUUUUACCAGAAUUUCAGAAGUAUUUGACGGAUGAGGAUUACAGUGUUGCUGUAGGGUUUUACAUUCUGCUUCGAGCUGUCGACCGAUUUGCCUCUAUUUACAACAGAUUUCCAGGGCUUUUUGAUGGGGAGAUGGAUGAGGACAUAUCUCGACUGAAGACAAUAGCCUUUGGUAUGUUGAGUGACUUGGGUUGCAAUGGAUCGACCUUAUCUGAGGACCUAAUCAAUGAAAUGUGCCGAUUCGGAGGUGCAGAGCUUCAUGCAGUGGCUGCCUUUAUAGGUGGAAUCGCAUCACAGGAAGUAAUCAAGCUGAUCACUAAACAGUUCGUACCCAUGUGCGGGACUUUCAUCUUUAAUGGUGUCGAUCACAAGUCUCAGUUGUUGGCUUUGUAAAAACUUUCAGCUAUGCCUGCCACUUCACUGCCAGGGCAGGGGUAGUCUUGAUGGUUGAGUCGUAGGGGCACAUGACAGGUUACUGGUCCAGUACAUGUUUUAAAGAGUACAUCAUGAUUGAAGUCGGUACUGAAGAGAAUGAUGUUUUUUCUUUGAAGGGUACACCUCCAUGUGGUCUGGAAAGAUUUUUAACAAAAAAAUAGUAAGCAGACGUUGAAUUGGGACUACUGAUUUCUACAGAGACUAACACAAUGACAAUGUAAGUAUUACAAAAUGGGAAAAACAAAAAAACAAAAAAAAUAGUGGGACUGCCCAGCAGAUUGGUGAAAUGAAUGAUUUCUCUGACAGAAUGUUCAUGCAUUGUUACUGAAAGCAAACAUUGACUCGACAAACUCGAUAAGGAGACUGUGCUUCCAUCUUAUCAUGUACCCGUUAUGGUCCUUGUUUUGCAACAAAGGACUUCUAUUCGAUUGACAUUGGGAGUUAGUCGAA